This is a messenger RNA of Prorocentrum cordatum, 363 nucleotides long. The record is from the annotation of a GenBank genome assembly. NCBI's taxonomy places the organism in Eukaryota, Dinophyceae, Prorocentrales, Prorocentraceae.
AUGGAGUGCUACAGCGAGUGGCUCGACCACUGCGUCGGCUACGUCACGCAGAUCCUGUCCCAGCCGCGCUUCGCCACCAGGCUACGGGCGCGUGGGAGGACGGCCGAGGAGAUGGCCGAGGAGAUCUGCGAGCGGGCCUGGGGGACUGGCAUGCCUGCGAGGCGGGCCUACUACAGGUGGCGCCACACGCUGACGCGGUCGCAGAGGAUCGUGUCGGACUGCAUGCGGCGCUACGACUACGUGUGCCUGCGGACGUGGCUGGCCGAGCUGCGGCGGGAAGGGCAGCCACCGCCCAUUGGCCCGCUCAGAGCGCCUUCGGUGCCGUGGAAUGCGGGACGCAGGAGGCGACGGAGAAGUGGUUGA